GUACCAUUUGAUUUAAUAUGGACCAUAGGCUACAUAGUCCAUCCCCACUCUCUUUUCCCUUUCCUAACUUCCAAAAUCAAUGAUCAAAUCCUUGCCAGUUGACAAUGUAACAAUACUCAUACUUCCACAAUAUUCACGAAAAUACUUACUGUUAGAUAGCACUAUAAAUAGAGUUUCCAACUUUCCUUGUGCCAAACAAUACCUUUUAUUCAUACCAUUGCUUUUCUUCCAAAAAACAAUGGCAAGUAAAGUUGGUGAAGCAGCAACAGAAUAUCAAGACCUGUUACCUGUGAUGGCAGAAAAAUUGGACGUGGAGACGUUUGUCGCGGAGCUAUGUGGAGGAUUCAGGCUACUAGCUGACCCGAAAAAUGGCUUGAUCACAUCGGCGAGUUUACAGAAGAAUUCGGGGCUUCUUGGAAUGGAAGGCAUGAGCAGAGAAGAUGCAGAGGCUAUGGUAAGAGAAGGAGACUUAGAUGGAGAUGGAGCAUUGAAUGAAACUGAGUUUUGUAUACUCAUGGUUAGACUUAGUCCAGAAAUGAUGCAAGAUGCUGAAGCCUGGCUUGAUAAGGCACUCCAAAGAGAGUUGGCACAACCCUCUUGUUGAGUUUGUUAUUGUCUCAUUCAUUCUCACUUAAUUUGUCAAUCCAAAAAUAUGAAAUGAAAAAAUAUGCUGAAGAGCUAGCCUUCAUUAUUAGUAUAUAUGAUGGACUGUAUCUUAAGUCAAUUUGUUCAUAGAUUUGUGUCCUAGUUGAUUCAAUUAUGCAAUAUCAAGGAGAGAUCAGAUAAUAGGAGUGAAUCGCCAAAAUUAAUACAGGUUCAGAUUUGGAAGUUACAAGUUUCAAAUGUUGUAACUUAGAUGUACAUAAGUCUUAUGAUUCCCGUCUGCUUCAUUGAUCGUUUCUUUCGUAAAAUAUAUGUACUUUUUUCGGUGUUUUAAA
Messenger RNA from Nicotiana tabacum (common tobacco), 938 nucleotides. Its product is annotated as calcium-binding protein KIC. Gene Ontology annotation, molecular function: calcium ion binding. Lineage: Eukaryota; Viridiplantae; Streptophyta; Magnoliopsida; Solanales; Solanaceae. The record is from RefSeq and is a predicted model, not a curated record.